Stylophora pistillata is the source of this 2199-nucleotide messenger RNA. RefSeq lists its product as uncharacterized. Gene Ontology annotation, molecular function: deSUMOylase activity. The record is from RefSeq and is a predicted model, not a curated record. Gene Ontology annotation, cellular component: nucleus. Lineage: Eukaryota; Metazoa; Cnidaria; Anthozoa; Scleractinia; Pocilloporidae. Gene Ontology annotation, biological process: proteolysis; protein desumoylation.
GGCACAGACCAUUGGGGACAACAAGGAAGUUCUAGAUUGACAAGGAAACCCUUGCAUAGGGGCAGAGGACCAGAAACUUCAACACCAGUACAGCCUCAUACAAGAACAAACAGGAUGGGUUUAACACCAUCCACAAAGCAAAACUUCACCAUGACAAGAGCAUCUGGCAGAACAUAUGAUUCAUCAAAAUAUAAAGAUAUUGUUGACAGUAGAUCUUACAAUGCUAACCAGUACAAAAGUGGGAGGACAGUAGAGUGCAACAUGCCUGGACCUUCUCAAUCUGGUAGCAGGUCUCCUGCAAGAUCACAGAAGACUACAGGGAAGAUGUCAGGGAAGAGAUCUCCAGUUGAAGGGGGGAGAUUUACAAGCACAGCAGAAACGGUUAUUCGUCUGGAUGAACGAGACAAAUACAGGCAGCUAGUGGCUCAGUAUACCAAUAUAGAGACACCUGAUAGAUUAGAUCAUGCAUUGAACAGAACAGCAAUAGAUGAACCUCUGCACGUUGAGACUGACUUUCUCAUCAAGACAAGACCCCAUGUCAGGUCUGUAAAUGGAAGCCUACUGUCACCAAGAUCCACCUUAGUACCACCCCCUGUGUCCUUCACUAUACCAGCCUCCCCUCCCCUGUCAUCAACAAGGUUGAAAGUAACUGCAUCUCCUAGGAGAUCAGCCAACAGGUCACACAGGGUCACAGCAGAUGUUAGUUUGUAUUCAAGACCAGGUACAACCAACAUAUCACCUCCAAACAUUAUCAACAGAUCAAGCAACAAAACACUGGACACGCCUGAUAUUCACAAUCCAUUUGGUGAGGACUGGACCACAAAAUGGCGAAAUCUCUUAUCAGAAGACAGGUUAGCCCGACAAAGGGAGAUUUCGAAAGAAGAAAACAAGCUAAAAGCAAUAAAGCAAAAGCGAGAAGAAGAAACACAAGCAAUUAAAGACAAGAUAAGAGAACGACUAAGAAGAAGAAACUUAGGACUGGAUGAAGAUGAGGAAGAAGAGGCAGAAGAAGAAGAAGUAAAAGAAAUAACGGACUCAUUUGUGCCGCUCGCGGAUGAGAUGGAGAGAAUGGUGGAUGCAGCACUAGCCCCUGGGUAUUCUGAAGACCCUCUUGUUGAAGGCUUUCGAGUGACCCUGAAACGAAGUGAUGUGGCAACGCUCAGUAAUCUGAACUGGCUUAAUGAUGAGAUUAUUAACUUCUUUUUCAACCUGAUCAUGGAGAGAAGUAACCAACAAGGGAAUGUGAAAGUGCACGCCUUUAAUUCAUUCUUUUAUCCCAAACUCAUCAAGUCAGGAUAUGCCAGUCUCAAACGGUGGACGAAAAAGGUGGAUAUUUUUGCGAUGGACAUAGUCCUUGUUCCGGUUCAUUUAGGGAUGCAUUGGUGUGUCGCGGCGAUUGAUUUUAAGAAGAAAUGUAUCUCAUAUUAUGACUCACUCAAAGGUUCCAACCCACAAUGCCUGACUGCACUGAGUGAUUACUUGAAAAAAGAAUCUCUGGACAAGCAGAAAAAGCCGUUCGACUCAACAGGCUGGAAGACAGUUUCACCGAAGGAUAUACCAGAGCAAUUGAACGGAUGUGAUUGUGGAGUAUUCGCCUGCAAGUACGCAGAGUAUUUAUCAAGAAGAGCACCGUUCGAUUUUGAUCAGAGACACAUGCCUUAUUUCAGGCGUCGAAUGGUUUACGAGAUUCUAACAAAGAAACUCUUGUGAGAGCCAACCGCUGAAAGAUUCAUGCAGUUCUCUGCCUCACCGAUUCCUUCGUAACAUGCCCUCUGGAGCCCGGACACAAGGAGGAGUAUCUCUUUCCGAAAAUUAUGCCUCGCCAGUCGCCUUAUGUUUUCCCAACACCUUGUAGUUGAGCGAAUUUUUGAGUCUCCUUCUCCAUACUUUUCGUUAUGAUAUCAUUAAAAUUGUACAGUAAAGCUUUUUUUUAAGACCGAAAACGCGAAAUUAAUAUUGGCUAAUUUCGAUAAACUGUUUCAAAAGCAAGAAUGUUAAAGAGCAGGAGCCGUUUGAUGCCUGUAAACUAGCUCUAACAGAUUUUUAUUAUUAUAAGAGCUUUAGUUCUGGUGCUAAUUGUUGAAACAGAAACAGCAGGCAAAACAUGUUGAACAGAAUGAGUGUCUGCUCAAAAUAAUAAGUAUUGUGGGAUGGAAGUUAUUCAAGUGGAAAGUAUUAAAGUGUGGACUGAUUAUUUUA